Hippocampus zosterae (dwarf seahorse) is the source of this 2151-nucleotide messenger RNA. Its product is annotated as phosphatidylinositol 5-phosphate 4-kinase type-2 gamma. Gene Ontology annotation, molecular function: phosphatidylinositol kinase activity. The record is from RefSeq and is a predicted model, not a curated record. The transcript has 10 exons. NCBI's taxonomy places the organism in Eukaryota, Metazoa, Chordata, Actinopteri, Syngnathiformes, Syngnathidae. Gene Ontology annotation, biological process: phosphatidylinositol metabolic process. Bases 167 to 1435 code for a protein of 422 amino acids.
CAUUCCGCAAUUUCCGCCGCCGAAAGGAAAAGUCGACAGACGACGGAAAAGGCUUCGACUCGAUCGGCGGCCGAUGGAGCGCGAGUUGUUUUGAAGCCGCUUCGAGAGCGUCCGCGGACGUCGACGACCCGAGCUUUCCUCGCCCUUUGCCCUUCGCCCCUCGCCGAUGGCUUCGCUGGGGAACUCGGCGGCCGCUUCGUCGAGCGGCGGCAGCAGCCCCAUGGUGGUGCUGGCGCCCAAGACCAAGACGAAAAAGAAGCACUUCGUCCAGCAGAAGGUCAAAGUGUUUCGGGCCAGCGACCCCGUCCUCAGCGUCUUCAUGUGGGGCGUCAAUCACUCGAUUAACGAUCUGAACCAGGUUCCCGUGCCCGUCAUGUUGCUGCCCGACGACUUCAAGGCCAACACCAAGAUCAAAGUGACCAACCACCUUUUCAACAAAGAAAAUCUUCCCGGCCAUUUUAAAUUCAAGGAGUACUGCCCUCAAGUCUUUCGAAAUCUAAGGGAGCGCUUUGGUAUCGAAGAUCUGGACUAUCAGGUGUCUUUGACCCGCAGCCCCCCGACGAGGAGCGUCAACGACCAGGGGGAGGGGCUGCUCCUCAACUCGUACGACCGCACGCUCAUCGUCAAGCAAAUCUCCGGCGAGGACGUGGCCGACAUGCACAACAUCCUUUCCGAGUAUCACCAGCACAUCGUCAAGUGUCACGGGAGCACCCUGCUGCCUCAGUUCCUGGGAAUGUACCGGGUUACCGUGGACAGCGAAGAGACCUACCUGAUCGUCAUGAGGAACAUGUUCAGCCACCGAAUCGUGGUGCACAGGAAGUACGACCUCAAGGGUUCUCUGGUGGAUCGGGAAGCAAGCGACAAAGAACGAGGGAAGGAGCUUCCCACCUUCAAAGACGUGGACUUCAGGAACAACAUGCAGAAGGUCUACGUCACCGAGGAGCAGAAGGAGAAGUUCAUGGAGAAACUCAAUCGAGAUGUGGAGUUUCUGGUGAAGCUGAAGAUCAUGGACUACAGCCUGCUGCUGGGCAUCCACGACGUGGGCCGCGCCGAGAGGGAGGAAGAGGAAGGCGAAGAGGUUUCCAACGAGGAAGACGCCGAGGCGGAGAACGGCCUGGCCGCCGGCCCGCUCGCCGGGUCCUACGGCACGUCUCCGGAGGGCAUCGCCGGUUACAUGUCGUGCUGCAAACCUCUGGGACCCGGCGAGUUUGACCCCUACGUGGACGUCUACGCCGUGGCCAGCUGCUCCGGCGCCCCCCAGAGGGAGGUCUACUUCAUGGGCCUGAUUGAUGUCCUGACUCAAUACGACACCAAGAAGAAAGCGGCUCACGCGGCCAAGACCGUCAAGCACGGGGCGGGCGCCGAAAUCUCCACCGUACACCCCGAGCAGUACGCCAAACGAUUCCGGGACUUCAUCGCCAACAUUUUUGCCUAAACUAAACGCCGUACCAUCGACCAAAGCCAGCGUGCACGGGCCAUCGUUUGAAUGCGUGGAGAAAGGCUUCUUGCGUUGUGUCCGGACACUUUGGCGGGCUUCGUAUCGGUUUAUUUAUGUAGAAGAUUCGCUCGCGCUAUCCCGCCGAUGGGAAGAAACGUCCCGCCGGUGUCUUCCUCGUACAUUAAAAGACGAGUUGAUGUUUGAAAAAAGAACGGCCUCUUCGACGGCGGCCCUUCCGCUCAUUUCCACACGGGGGCGCUGUUACGCCCCGUCGUCGCGCUUCGACCGGUCAUUGAAACACCCGCUCGAAGCGGGCUGCGGUGCGUCGCCUUUGGCGACGCUUCUUUUUUUUGGGGGGGGGGGGGCACAAGAAUACGAAUGACGUCACCAUUGACUUUGUUUGCGGGCACGCCGACGCCCAGUUGCCAAAGUCGGAGCUUCGCAUUUGUCUUUCGGAAUCAAACCAUUUAGGAGCAGUUUUGGGGGCCGCGUGGCCCACUUGAAAGUCGCGCUCAUAUUCUGAUAUGAAUCUCAGUAGGGGGGGAAUCUGCGAUGUGAGCAAUGCCCCAAAGGUGUGCCACGUCCACAGUCACGCAUGCAGAAUUUGCAAUUGACUGCGAGAAAAAUGCAAGAAAUGAAUUUUUUGGACAACGCGACUUGUUCCUCAAGGAAUAUUUGACGUAGCAAUUGAAUAGAUGCGAUUUCAAUUCAAA